CCGGAAGUGUUUGAACUUCCGAAAAACAAACUUCUCAAGAUAAAAAAGUAGGCGUGUUUUGUUUUUGCGCGAUGAAUUUAAGCGCUUCAAACACGUAUGGUAAUGGACUCCUGUAUUCCGGCUGGAACCAAGACCAAGGAUGUUUUGCAUGUGGAAUGGAAAGUGGAUUUCGAGUCUACAAUGCAGACCCUUUGAAAGAAAAAGAACGCCAGGAUUUUACAGAUGGUGGCAUUGGCCAUAUUGAGAUGUUGUUCAGAUGUAACUACUUGGCUUUGGUGGGAGGGGGAAAGAAUCCCAGAUACCCUCCAAACAAAGUGAUGGUAUGGGAUGACCUGAAGAAGAAGCAUGUGAUAGAGCUUGAGUUCUCCAGCGAAGUCCGCAGUGUGAGGCUACGCAGGGACAGAAUUGUGGUGGUGCUGGACACAAUGAUCAAAGUUUACACGUUUACACAGAACCCCCAACAGCUUCAUGUGUUUGAAACUUGCCAAAAUACAAAAGGUCUGUGUGUGAUGUGUCCAAACAGUAACAACUCCCUGCUCACAUUCCCGGGGAGAAAGAUGGGCCAUGUGCAGGUCGUCGACCUCGCCAACACAGAGAAACCUCCCCUAGACAUCGAUGCACAUGAGGCCUCGCUCAGUUGCAUGGCCCUUAACCUGCAGGGCACACGGCUGGCAACAUCGUCAGAUAAGGGCACAUUGAUACGAGUAUUUGAUACAAGUAACGGUCAACAGUUACAUGAGCUUCGGAGAGGGGCCAAUCAUGCUAACAUUUUUUGUAUAAACUUUAACCAAGAUUCCACAUUACUGUGUGUAUCUAGUGAUCAUGGGACAGUGCAUAUAUUUUCAACGGAGGAUACCAAAAAGAAUAAACAGUCAAGUUUGGCAGGUGCCGGUUUUCUUCCUAAGUAUUUCAGCUCCAAGUGGAGUUUCUGCAAGUUCCAGGUGCCUGGUGGGGCUCACUGCAUGUGUGCCUUCGGCUCGGACAGUAACUCUGUGAUAGUGGUGUGUGCAGACGGUAGCUACUACAAGUUUGUGUUCAACCAGAAGGGGGAGUGUACGCGAGACAUGUACUCACAGUUCCUUGAGAUGACAGACGAUCGAUCAUAGUCGCACACACAUUACUCUCAUAUACAUCAAUAAACUGUCACCUUCAUAACUCAUAGUUAUAUGGAACAUUAAUUCUGUGGCUAGUUGCCGUAGCAAAGAGUACAACACAGUGCUCUGUCAGAGCUCUCAUUAUAUAAAGCUACGACCCAACGACCUGAAUCAAAAUAGUGUUUUCCAGUUAAAAAUAGAAAAAGUUUACCAAUAGAAAGAGUUGCAAAUUUAAGCCAAACCCACAGAAAGUCCAUGUGGUUUUUAACCAACAGAUUUUCUAUCAGACAACUUAAAUCGAAAUAGAGCUAUCGGCUUGGCAGCGAAAUUUUAGCCAGGCGACCUAUAUGGCCCUCUAUGCUAACUUAUGGUUGCAAAGGAUAUGGUUGUAGAGUGCUUGAUAGAAAAUAGUUCAAGCAAGCAGCCCUGUUAAAGUCAGAUACUUCUUGCUUUUCCCUUUUCAAUGUUAACUGGCAAGCGAGAUAUUUUGGAUAGCGAUGGUCCUAUUUACUAAGUGUCCCUUUUUUACAUUUUAAAAUAUGUUAAAUCUUAUUCAUUGGAAAUACUGCUUUUGUUGCAAUAAGAACUAUAUCGCUGAUUUUUUUCAUCAUAAAUUAUUAUGACGUCACAUGAUGUAUAUCCUAUGUAAAACAAUUUUAAAUCAUAAUUUCAAACCAUUGAAAUAUUGACUUGUUUCACAAUUAAUUUUCAGCAGAAGUGUUGAUGUGCAUUUAUGUUUAAGUAUGAUAUGCUCAUGUCCAUCUUCCAUUACAAUAUAAUGUCUUGGUAGGAUCAUAUGUGCCAGACAUCGACAUUCCUUGUAUUAACCGGUGCUUUAAAAACUGCGUUCAUGCAUAUCUCCCAUGUAUGAUGAGUCAGGAACAACAAUGCGCCUUAAGUAUAUUUAGCCGGAUUUUUCAUCGAAAAAUUCCAGGUUAUAGAUUGACGAAAACUCCGGCGUUCGGGUGAUGUUUACGAUUUUGUGUUUAAGUUAUAUUUUUGUGUCAUAAACAAAACAGUUUUUAUUUUGGUGCUGUAAAAUAGGCCAUUAAGUGGAAUAUUAAAACAAAAUACUAGUAGUGUUAUAUGUUCUUAUUCCGUUCAUAAAUACUAUAGUCUUUAUCCAAUUUUCAUGAAACUUGGUCAGAACAUUUGUCAACAUGAUGUUUAGGACCACUGUUAAUAUGAGUCAUGGAAGGUCAACAAAUAGGUCAGAAAAGUUUGAAGGUGGGUCUGCACCAUUUACCUUUUCCUCUAUUCUAUUAAACUUACAACCUGCUGCAAAAUCUUAUUUGUCAAAAUGAAAAAUUGGGCAUUAAUGUGUUGUCUGCAUUAAUCCCUUAUAGAAAUGCAUAAAGAUAAAGAUAAGUGUAUUUUAAAAGUAAUAAUAAUUUGUAAUUAUUAUACUAAGUAAAACUCUGGAAAAGUUAAAAAAAAAUCUUUUCGUAGAAACUGUUUUAUAUCCAUUCAAAUGAUAGCCCCUGAUAAUGUCAGCAAAUAAUUACACACUUGUAUUGUAUGGUGCGAUGACCCAAUACUGCAUAUUAAGAGUCAGAUUUAACCAUAAUAAACACUUGUUAGGUAUGUAAGAAAAAGAACUGACCAUGAACAUGUUAUCGGUCAGACUUGGGAAACAACCAUCAGUUAUGUGUAUAGUUAACUCGGCAAAUCUUGGGUCAAGUUCUGGACUUCAUACAUAAUAAUGAUAGAUGCAUUUAAUUGUACAUGCUCUGGGUUUCUCCACUGUCUGUUUAAAUAAGUUUGACAUUAAGAUGCUGCCAGUUUACACAGAGUUAUAAUGAUUUCAUGGAUUUGAACUUCAUUAUACAAAUACGACCUUUUUUUGUACCCUAAUUGGCGUUCCCAUUAAAUCAAACAAUAGAAAUAGCAAUACACGAGGCCACAGUCACAUUAUUCCAUUCAUUAUGGAGCCAGUGUGUUGCAGGAAUGAUGUACAAUAUUUAUGAAUUUCUGUUGCUGAACAAUUAAAAUUAUAUGUAAUAUUUCGUGCCAAUUUGUGCUUUCAUCAAACAUCUGAUCAUCAAGUCAUAGACAGAUCCAUCACUCGUGUGUAUACGAGUUUCAAAAGGUUUGACAUAUUUGAAUUUAUGUAUCUGAUUUACAAAUAAGUCUGUCACUCCAUCGAGCCAUUAGUAACAAUGUAAAUUUUUCAUCCCUUGAGACCCAAUGAAAUGUUGGUAUCCUUUGAAAGGGUGCUCUUAACUUUUAACUGAUGUGUAAAAUAAAUGGUAAAAAAGUCAUCAUACAUAAUGUUAUUGCAUUUCUUGAUUUUAGCUCUACUGGCCAAAGGCCAGAAGAGCUUAUGCGAUGGUAAUGUGUAUGUAGUAUGUGCGUCCGUGCAUCCGUACGUCUGUAAUCAUUUUCUUGUUAACGCGAUACAGUCUCUGUGUCUGUAGUUUGCACAUUCAUCUUAACAAAAUUGGUUGUGAAUGUUUGUUUAAGUUAUGCACCUGGGGUCAUUACUGGUCGCACCCAGGGCUCACAGGUUUGGUAGAAUUAAAUUGGGAUAGGUUUGAAAAUAUUUGUGUGUUUUUGCAUCCUUCUCAGCACAAUUGCUUGUGAAUGUUUGUUCAAAUUGAUCAAUGUUGUCCUGGGAUGCCCUUGAAUUUGACCUUUUGACCAACUUUUUUUAAAUUUUUAAAACUACAGAAAUUUUUUCCAUGAGUACAGUUUUGAAAGCAUUUUUUUUGUCAGAUGACUUUUACUUGGCACAUAUUAAAAUAGUUCAUGCAACUAAUCUGCUUACAAUACUUCCUGGGCUCAGAUGUUGAACGUGCAACGUUUUCAGGUAACCCAAACACAAAAUGUGAAUUUAAUGUCUGUUGCCUUUUACCCAUACAUACAUGCUCUGGAUUAAAAAUGACCACAAGAGCCAUGCCAGUAGAGCAUAGGCCCUUUUGGGCCUCUUAUUAUUUUUUGUUUCAAUUAGACGAGAAAUAACUGAUUUUACAUCCUUGAAUAAGUACAAAAAAACUUUUGGUAAUACAGUCCAAAUUUGCUAUGUCGACAUCGGAUAUCUCGACUUUCUGGUUGUGUCGACUUUUUUCCCCGGUCCCUAAUUUAUUCCUUCUUAUUCUUUAUAAAAUAAAUCUGCUAAUGUCGAUUUUUGCUAUGUCGACCUAAUCCAGUCCCUGUGGUCGAAUUUCACACAUUUUCUUUGUUUUUUUAUGAUUCUUUGUUUAUGAUUCUAAACUGUUUCAAAGGAUAUUAAAACAAAAUGGGUCAACACUAAAAUUAUCAUAAUUGUAUAUACAAUACCUUGAUGUGUCAUAGAAGUGAUGUGCUUAAAUAUAAAGUGUGCUUUAUACGGAUAAACCACAGUGUCUCAUGCAGGAGACUGUCAUUUGUAUAAACUGAUGUUACAGUUAUGCCAGUCUUUUGGAAAUAAUAUUAUACUUUUUUCCUGUUUUAUGCUGUGAUGUUAUUUAUGCAGUGCUCCUGCCAGGUUUUAAAAAGGGCAAAGUCAGAACAGGCCCUUUUGAUGUGCCUUGAAUGAGCCUUAAUGAAUCGGGUCUUUGCAAGGGCCAAUGUUCGAUUCUUAUUGUGUACUAAUUAUUAGAACACGUAUUGUUAGAACUACUUUUAAUACUAAUAGUUUGCUAUGAAUACCUUAGCUGUUAUAUUUUCUUUAUAUUUUUAAAAGUAUGUAUAUUAAUUUUAUUACUUUUAUACUUAUGUUCUGACAAUUGAAUCUAGUCAAACUAAAGGACAUAGAGGGUGUAGUAAAAAGGCAGCAGGGUGCUGGAAAAUGGAGGCGGGGUGCCCCACCCUGCUAUUUCAGCCUAGCUGGAGCACUGUUUAUGUAAUAGUAUUGCAACUGCAUCUAAGCCUAGUGUUUUAACUUGUACAUGAGCACUCUGUGCGAGCAUAUAAUUUCAAUCAUGAAGAAAGUGGGUGCCCCUAAAAAAAAGAAUACAUUUUUACCAAAAUAUGCUUAAAUUGUAGAAAAAAAGUGUAUGAAUGCAGAAAAAUCAUGAUGUAACUGUUUUUCACCAUGUUGAUGCUGUCAAGGGCUAUCUUUAAUAUGUAGCAUGGGGUACAAAUGUAUAUUGUAUGCAGAGUAGUUAUUGAAUGGUUAAGCUCCGCCUUUUUGCUUCUGUUUUGAUAUGGGAGACAAUAUACAUGUAUAUACAAAUACAAUUACCAGCAUGAUACAAUCCAACUUCUUGAAACAGGUAGUUUCAAAUUUAAUAAGUGGAAUAUUUUUGCAUUCAAAUUAGUGAACUUGAAUUUCCUUUUGAAAAUUUGCUUUGCUUGUUAGAAGUUUCUUCCAUCUAGGUGGAAUUAUUGUCUUCCGUAAAUAAUAUUAAUAAUGUAAAUAAAAAAUAUAUAUACAUUGUUUUAUUUAUAAAUUGUAAUUAAGAAAUGUAAUAAGUUAUUGAAAUAUUUGAGAUAUUCUUUAAUAUACAUUUAAUGCAAAUGUUUUGCUUUUUUUUCUAUUAUCUCUUGACAUAUUAAGGAUUAAAAAACAUUAUCUUCCUAUCAGAAGAUUUUUCUAUUGUUAACAAAUUUAUAGUGUUUGAACAGACCAGCUUUAUCAGUAAAUACACAAUGUAUACAUGUGUGUUGAGAUUACAGUUGAGGUGUUGUGAAAUCCGUCUUGUACGAGAACAUAAGCGGUACAUGUUUUGUACUUUGUUUGUGUUACAUCAUCUAGAUAUGUGGAUGAAGUUUAACAAGUUUAAGACGACAGGAACAAAUGCACGAGGAAGGGGAUUUAUGUGUUUAUGUGAGCAUACUCGUCAACGUUUAUAAUGUGCAAACAACGGCAUUUUUUUAACUUGCAUAUAGCUACAUGUCCAUGUACAUAUUGUGAAUCACAAACUCUACUGUGUAUGAAUAUGCUUGUAAAUAUUAUGCACCAGUCAAUCGUAACCACCGCCCCCCUAAGUCCAGGGAAUAGCAGGGACUUUGCCUUUCGGUAACCCUAGGUAAGGCCCAUUCCCCACUAUAUUUGGCGCGAAGAUAAAACCACCGCAUUCACCCGGCACUGCGGUGCCACCGGGAAGGUAAAAUUAAACAAUGCCCAAUUUCCCCGGCUAUCACCGGUAUACCAUUGGACCUGGGAGGGGGUGCCGUGGUUACAAUUGACUGGUGCAUUAUGUUGUUUGUAUCGGGCAUUCAAUUCUUACCCAUGUCAAGUAUAUGUAAAGGUCGUAUAUUUUCAAUACUCAAAAAAAUGGGGGGGGGGUCAGGAAAUUCUAACUUUGUUAUAAAAAAUCGCUAAAAGUUAGUCAGGUUUUUUUGUUUAACAAAUGUGGCUUGCAAUAAGAUGAACCAGUCUACAAGAUAGCCCCACACUAGGCACAUUAUUUUGUACAGUGUAAACGAAAUAAUAUGAAACUGAAUUGUAUUUCUACGAGCUGUAACAAGAAUUGGUCCAAUACACAGAGAUUCUGGAAUGUGAUUUCUGCUACUUUUUGUGAAAUCUGUAUGUUAUCAAGCAGGUUUCUUUAGGAAAAAAACUCUUUCCCAGACCAACAUGACCUCUUUUGUAGAAGAGUAAUGUAUGUUAAUGUUUUCCAAUACUCUUUGAGAACUAGAUAUAUUUGCAGAUUAUCUUUCCUCAAUCGUCUUCAAAAUUAUUGAUUAUAAAAAUAUAAUGAUGAUAAAUACACAACAAGAUUUCAGUACAUUUGUUUAAUACUGCCAUAUUCAAAUAAAUAACUGACGUAAGAAAGGAUAUUCCAAUAUGUGAAUUGCAAAUAAACAAGGGAAAAGUCCGUCAAAUCCAAAAGUAUCAUUCCACAUUCAAAUACCAAUAUCUCAAAAAAUGAUCUUAUAAUUGAUACAAAAUUUUGUGUUACAAUUAAGCAAUAAUUCCUUGACAUAUUUUGAUUGUUAGACAUAGAGAAGAAUAAAUGAUCUUUGUCAUAAUUUUUUAUUUUGACCUUUUUUGACAGCAAAAUAAAAUACACAUGUAAAUCCACCUUAGAAUAACCAUGAAGCCUUAUUUAUGAAAGUAUUUUUUGGAAUCCUUAUUUUGCUCCAAAUUUAUGAAUUCUAGAAAAAGAUAUGAGCAUCUAUGUCUUAAGGUGUUUAUCACCCCAAAAAACAAGAACAUCUUUAAAAUUGAAUUUAAAAUAUCUUAAAAAUCUUAAUUUAAAUCUGUGUUCAUGAACAUAAAAGUUUCAACACCUCGACUUGAUCUUUCAAUGAACCAGUGCAUAUGGUUAACAAUUGAAUCAUUUUUUUUAUUUAAUAAAAAAUGUUGGCAAUAUUUUUGACAUUUCAGUGACUGAAACUUUGUCAACACAAAUGUGGAGAUGCUUUUGACAUUAUAUGUAGAUUAUAUGUAUAAUUGUUCCUUAGUAAAAUGAUGAAAUCAAAGUGAUAAUUCUAAUGAAAACUUAUACACAGUAACUGACAUUGUUAAAGAUGCGCUGCAUCAAAUGUUUGUUAUGUUAAAAUGUUAAGCUUAUUUGCGCUGUGCAAAUGAAGAUACGUUUCGUUGAAAAAUGUUUGUUUUGUAUAUUUUUUACAUCGUACUCACACAAUAAAAAAUGAAAAAAUAUUUCAUGUUGAGAUAUGAAAUGUAACAAUAAUGAAAAUAUUGAAAAUAAAUUGUUGAUAUG
Molecule: messenger RNA, 7690 nt
Organism: Mya arenaria
Lineage: Eukaryota; Metazoa; Mollusca; Bivalvia; Myida; Myidae
Product: WD repeat domain phosphoinositide-interacting protein 3-like
Exons: 9
Coding region: 72-1106 (344 amino acids)
Biological process (GO): protein localization to phagophore assembly site; autophagy of mitochondrion; nucleophagy
Cellular component (GO): phagophore assembly site membrane; cytosol; extrinsic component of membrane
Molecular function (GO): phosphatidylinositol-3-phosphate binding; protein binding; phosphatidylinositol-3,5-bisphosphate binding
Source: RefSeq, a predicted model, not a curated record